AUGGAGAAACAUCUGGACGAAAAGACUGGUGCCGAGGUCUACUCGAGCGAUCAUGAUCAUGCGGUUACUACUGCGGCGUUGAUUAAGCCGCAGGCUCGUGCGCCGUAUGAUUCGGGCGUUUCCUUCGAGGAGUAUUGUCACUAUGCGCAGAAGACUAGGGCCGAGCAGGAGUUGCUGGACCCGCCUGUUUUGAAUAUUCGUCAGUGGUUUGGGAAGAAGAAGGAUGCUGGUCCCAAUCCCCAGGAUGUUACUACUACCUUGACUGAGGAGGAUUUUACGAACCCGGCUAAACGACUGGAGAUUACGGAUGAGGAGUGGACGAAUGCUAGUCGCGCUUUUCGGUCGGCUUCUUGGGGUGCUUGCUUCUACUUGAUCACUACUGAUAUUUUGGGACCCUAUGGAUCCGGUUGGACCCUCGGCACGCUUGGAUGGGGACCUGGUAUCGCCUUCUACACCGUCUUCGGAGUGAUGGUCGGUUACUCGGGCUACCUCAUCUGGCGCGUCUACCUCGGCGUCGACAGCUACGAAUUCCCCGUGAAGAACUACGGCGAUCUCGGCUUCCGCACACUAGGCAACGGCGGUCGCCACCUCACAAAUGUCCUCCAGGGUAUCGGGCUGCUCCUGAUCACGGGCCAAGUCACAAUCCAGUACGGCGAGAACAUCUCCCAGAUGUCCAAGUUCAAGCUGUGCUACGCCGUGUGCCCCGUCAUCUUUGCCGUGGCCGGUUUCUUCAUCACGCAGAUCCGCACGCUCAAGGCCUACGGCUGGAUCGCUAACUUGGCCGUCUGGUUGAAUAUCUUCGUUAUCUUCAUGACUAUGGGCGUCAUGGCGAACUCGCCGCCGAACUUCGCUAUUUCAACCCUCGGCUCCGCUGGCAGUGCCACUAAUGCUACCACUAUUACCCCCGUCGAUGGUGUCUACCCGGCUAUCAUCCACUACAGCAAUAUCCCCAUGGGUAAUGGUUUGCUGGGUGCUGUUAACGGUAUGCUUUCGGGUGUGUUGGCGUAUGCUGGUGCUCAGCUGUUUGUGGAGUUCAUGGCUGAGAUGAGACGUCCUCAGGACUUCAUCAAGGCUAUGUGGAGCGCUCAGUUCUUUAUUUACAGUGUUUACCUUGCGUACGGAUGUGUGGUUUACCACUUGCAGGGUCAAUACAGCUUUAAUCCCAGUUACCAGGGUGUGAGCAUUUACGCGUGGCAGACACUGGGUAAUAUGGUUACUUUGAUUGCCGCUCUGAUUGCUGGUGGUCUUUACGGCAACAUCGGUAUCAAGGUUGUGUACAACAACAUUCUCGUCGAUAUCUUCUCCGUCCCGCCCAUGGAGAGCAGACGGGGUAAGAUUAUCUACGCUAUGCUCGUUCCUUUGUGGUGGAUCAUUGCCUUUAUCAUUGGUGCUGCUAUUCCCGAUUACUUUGGUUUCGUCAGUGUCAUGUCGGCCUCUAUGUUGCUCAACUUGAGCUACACGCUACCCCCGAUGUUUGCGUUGGGCUUCGACAUCCAGAAGAACUCGGCUCUGCUGGACCAAGGCGAUGGAUUUGAUCCGGUUACUGGACGGGUAAAGAGAACCGGUACAGCUACCCAGCGAUGGAUUCGUGGCUUCUUCGCCGGUGGCUUGUUCCAGGUGUGCAUCAACAUCUGGCAUGUCAUCUACUUCUUGGCCUCGCUCUCCAUGUGUGGUCUUGGCAUGUGGGCUGCUGUUAUUGGUAAGUUUUUGAAGCUGUUUUUCUUCUAG
Penicillium verhagenii is the source of this 1728-nucleotide messenger RNA. RefSeq lists its product as uncharacterized. Bases 1 to 1728 code for a protein of 575 amino acids. Gene Ontology annotation, cellular component: vacuolar membrane. The transcript has 3 exons. The record is from RefSeq and is a predicted model, not a curated record. Gene Ontology annotation, molecular function: amino acid transmembrane transporter activity. Gene Ontology annotation, biological process: amino acid transmembrane transport. Lineage: Eukaryota; Fungi; Ascomycota; Eurotiomycetes; Eurotiales; Aspergillaceae.